Hyla sarda is the source of this 1932-nucleotide messenger RNA. It is a transcript of the gene GYG1, whose product is annotated as glycogenin 1. The record is from RefSeq and is a predicted model, not a curated record. Lineage: Eukaryota; Metazoa; Chordata; Amphibia; Anura; Hylidae. Gene Ontology annotation, molecular function: glycosyltransferase activity. Gene Ontology annotation, cellular component: cytoplasm. The transcript is spliced from 8 exons. The coding region runs from base 269 to 1324 and encodes 351 amino acids.
GCUCCAGUUAUUAGCCGUAAAGUAGUGUUCACACCGCACACCAGGAAUCGCACCGCCGCAGGCCCCGCUCCCUGUGCUCACGAAUCGUGCGCGCUUCUCACACCCUCCGUGCCCUGCCGGGUGGGGGCGGGGCCUGGUCACGUGGUCCCGCGUAUAAGAGGGAGGUCACUGGGCGGCUGUAUGACCGGCAGCAUCUGUACAGCUGGGUCAGAGGAGGCGGUUGCAACAGCGUCGGAACCGCGCAGCAGUUUAAUAGACUAGCGCAGAGAUGGCAGAUCAUGCUUAUGUCACCCUGGCCACAAAUGACUCUUAUGCGAAAGGAGCACUGGUACUGGGCUCAUCUCUUCAGAAAAAUACUUCAAAGAAGCUGGUUGUGCUUAUAACUCCUCAGGUCUCAGAGUCCAUGAGAAGAGUACUUGACAAAGUCUACGAUGUUGUAAGAGUUGUGGAUGUCUUGGACAGUGAGGAUUCUGCUCACCUGGCUUUGAUGGAGAGACCGGAGCUUGGUGUUACAUUAACCAAACUUCAUUGCUGGACAUUGACAGAAUAUACAAAGUGUGUAUUUAUGGAUGCAGAUACAGUGGUGUUACAAAACAUUGAUGACCUGUUUGAGCGAGAAGAGCUGUCUGCUGCCCCAGACCCAGGCUGGCCUGACUGCUUUAAUUCUGGAGUGUUUGUAUACAGGCCUUCUAUUGAAACUCACAACCAGUUGUUACAAUUGGCUACAGAUCAAGGCAGCUUUGAUGGAGGUGACCAAGGUUUACUGAACUCAUUCUUUAGCACCUGGGCAACUAAAGACAUCCACAAGCAUCUACCCUUUAUUUAUAACUUGAGCAGCAUCUCCAUAUACUCUUAUCUUCCAGCAUUCAAAGCGUUUGGUGCCGAUGCAAAGGUGGUGCACUUCCUUGGUAAAGUAAAGCCAUGGAACUAUACAUAUGAUGGUAAAACACGGACUGUGAAAGGAGAUGCUCAUGACCAAAUUCUAACACAUCCGGAGUUCCUCAACCUCUGGUGGGACAUCUACACAUCCAGAAUCCUACCACUUUUAACAGAACAUGGCGUAGUUAAAGAUGUUGCAACUGGCUUGAAAGCGCUGUCGGGCUUGGUCUGCUCACUGGCUUACUCUUGUCGCUUCUGUAAAGAGGAGGAGGUUACAGAAGCUGUGUCACAGAUGUCCAUAGGAGCAGCAGAAGCAGCACCACCACCGCCACCAUCUGUAUCUUCAGAAGAACGCAGGGAAAGGUGGGAACAGGGCCAGGUUGACUACAUGGGUGCAGAUUCAUAUGAGAACAUCAAGAAGAAGCUGGAUGCUUAUCUCCAAUAGUAUUAACUUCCUCAAAACCAACCUAAAGGGACUCGGUUAUCCAGCUGUAUGGCAUCUUGGACUAUGUUCUACCACAAUGUUUACUAAACUGCUAGGAGCUUUACUAAACCUCAGUUGGUGGAUUCUUCCACUCUUGUAAGUGGGAUAUGAAAAUGUAAGCAUCUUUUUGUUACAUGCCCAGUUUGCCAUUUCUCUGGGUUCUUCAAUUGACUAGCUAAAUGGCUUCACUGGUUUUAGGGGAACUGGUUACCAAUCUGCUCAGACCUAACAUGUUAGUAGUACUUAACUGGUUUUGCCUUCCCAUCAAGAACCUUUUUCACAACGUUAGAACAAUUGAUGCUCUUGUUCCCACUGCUUCUUUGUCCUGGGUGGUCAAGGAUGUCUUCUGUUUGCCUUUCCAUACAACACUGUACAAAUUCCCUCUAUGUACAGAUCUGUGAAUGGCCAAACCAGUUCUGUUCAAAAAACUUGAUCACACAGUGCAGACUAGGAGCACUCUGAACCUUGGAAUUCUUCCUUUUCUGUUCCUCAGUGGGCUUAUGUAAUGCUUCUUCCAAACCAACUGUAACAUGGCACUUAAGAAAUAAACUGGUUUUGGUCAGCUUGAA